Molecule: messenger RNA, 1188 nt
Organism: Paramecium pentaurelia
Lineage: Eukaryota; Ciliophora; Oligohymenophorea; Peniculida; Parameciidae
Source: the annotation of a GenBank genome assembly
AUGUCAACGUAAAUUUCAAAUUAGAAAAUCAAAUUCUUAGGUGAAUAUUGCUAUUAACCUCCUUAAAACCUUAUUCAAUAACAAAAUUAUUAAAAUAAUCUUCCUAAUCACUAACACACUUAAAACUCUAAUCCAAAAAUUUCAGUUAGAUAAACUCCUUAUUUAAAUAAUAGUGAGCCAAAUAAGGCAAGAUCCUCCUCUCAAUUUUAAGUUCCAUUAAAUCCUAUUCAUAACACAUUUUUAAACCUUAAUGAAAUGAAUUUGUACGAAAAGACUUAUGAAAAGUCAAUCAAUAAACCCCAAAUCAAAGAUGAAUAUUUAAAUACAUAAUAUUCUCAAUUAAAAAAAAAUAUAAGAGAUAACGAUUAAUAAUCCAUUAACUGCCAAUCUUAUGUAUAUAAAAUUAACGAUGGACAUAAUAAUAGUGAUAAUACCAAUUCGUAAUACCAAAAUUAACCUUAAAUAUAUAAUUUUAUAUAAAACAGAAAUAAUAAUACAAACAAUUAAACUAACUAAAAAUCAUAUUCAUAGGAUAUAAAUCAAUAAUUUCUUUAAACCAAUCAAAAAAAUAAUUCUGAAUUUAAUUGUCAAUAGAAUAGCACAAAUAGUUAAUUAAAUUAUUACAAUAAUAACUAAUAUUAAGUGUAGAAUUAUCCAACAGGAAAUCAAUUUAUUAAAAAUUAAGGACACAUUUCUAUUGUAUAAGCCAGCAUAGAAUAAAAAUAAUAAUAAUAAAACUAAUAAGUUUAAUAAGAUGAUAAUUUUGAAGUUUCUGAAGACUUAACUUAAUCAAUAACUAGAUCUAUAUCAUAUUCAUGCAAACAUUGCCAGGCAAGAAUAUUUCAUGAGAUUAUUCAACUCGAUUGUUAUCAUUUUUAUCAUCCUUAAUGUUUUUAAGACCAUUUGGACAAAUAAAUCGAUGUUUAAACAUAUAGACCUUUAAAAUGUCAUUGUUAAAAAAAGAUAUCUGAGUCUUAGAUAAAAAAUGUAUUAAAAUUAAAUUAAAAAUCUGACUUGAUAGAUAAAUUACAAAAAAAAUAAAUCAGCACUAUUUAUAAAAUGUACAAUUAAAUUUUAAAAUUACAAAAAUGUAAUUAAUGUGAUUUUUUUUGGGUUGCAGACUAAAAUGAUAAUUUUUAGAAAACUUAUUAUUGUUAAUAAUGUGAGAAAAACUAUUAUAAAAAAUGA